AUGCAGGGCUCCGCGACCGUCCCGCUCGUCACGGUGCCGGAGGCUGGAUCUCCCUACGACCUCUUUGGCCCGCGCUCCAUCUCCCGCUCCGUCCCUACGGGCUACACCGAGAAGGAGAUUGAGGGCAUGAUGCAGCUGACGGGAGACAAGAGGUGGAAGGUUGAGCAGACGACGCUCCUCGCCCGCCUCGGCGACUACUCGCUCUUCAACGGUCGUAUCCCCGAGACCGUUGCCGGUCCCCACGGCGCAGCUCAGCGCGUCAAGUUCGAGCUGCGCAAGAACAAGGCCUACGACCCCGCCACGCAGGCUGUUCCCGCCAUGAAGAUUGUCACGGACGCCGUUGGUGUCGACCACUAA
Messenger RNA from Trichosporon asahii var. asahii CBS 2479, 357 nucleotides. RefSeq lists its product as uncharacterized. NCBI's taxonomy places the organism in Eukaryota, Fungi, Basidiomycota, Tremellomycetes, Trichosporonales, Trichosporonaceae. The coding region runs from base 1 to 357 and encodes 118 amino acids. The transcript is spliced from 2 exons. The record is from RefSeq and is a predicted model, not a curated record.